UAAACCUCUCGUCUUGGGAGAAAGCAACUAACGAUGGAGCCCUCUGGAAGGGACCCUCCCACAGGCCACAGUGGCCAUUCCCGUCGGUCCAUUGCUUUCAAGGACUUCUCUGACAUUUUGAGUUACCUCGCGUCACGUGUGCGCAGCAUUGAUCCGUGCGAUGGGAGCUAUGAUGACCUGGAGGCCAUCGAGAGCGAUCUGCAGCAGCUGCAGCAAGCGCACAUCACCCACCAGAUCCUCAGACUGCGGGCCGGAGAGGCCAUCGUGCUGCCGGGGAGAAACCAGAGGAUUGCACCCGCUGACAUGCCUGGUGAGACGAGAGAGAGGGGGGAGGAGCUGAUGGCUGUGUGUCUGGGAGGGAGGGAGGCAGCUGGAUACAUACGUCUGGUGACGACGCGACAUCUGGUGCUCCCGUCUGUUGCGUGCGAUGAAUGUUGUCGAUGCAGAGUUCCUGAGUUUGCUUCGUGCGGACCGUCUGCCUGUCUCACUGACCCACGUGGGCCUCAACGCGCUCCCCAAUGGCCCUCCCUCGGACCUCACACUCUUCACACACAGCGGGGCCAUGGCUGCCCCACCACCACCAGUGGCCCUCGAGGGCCCUCCAAGCGACAACCAGGAGCCGUCAGCCGUCAACUCACCCGUGCUGUCUGGCCGGCCGCCCAGCCGCCAGAGCAAGGUCGCAUCAGCUGCGCCGGCACUCCCGCCUGUUCCCGCAGUCUCUGUGUUCAAACCGUCCAAGGCGCCGGUCAAGCGGAGUCUCUCCAACGAGAACGAUGAGCGGAAGGAGAGCCAGGAAGACGCUGCUGCUGCAGCAGGGGGACCGGAGAGUGCGGCUAAGAGGAUGCGCGCGGGCGAUGUGGGCGUGUCGGCCUCGUCAUCGGGUCGUCGAGUGAUCAAGUCUGUGGAUGAUGACAUCGACGACGACGAUGAGGUCAUCCGGGGGUUCACCCUCAGCAAGGGGGUCAAGAAGGAGCGCGACCUACAGCAGCAACAGCAGCGAGAGCAGGCCGAUACCAUCGACCAAGAUUUGAUUGGGAUUGUGUCCUUGUCGCGCGACCGCGGCAAAGACAAGAAGGCCAAGAAGGCCGAGAGAAAGGAGGAGAGGGAGGGGGAGAGAGGGGAAGAGGUCGGCCGCGAGAGCAGGGGCAGCGUGGACGGCCAGCAGCAGACCAAGGCUGACGGUGGUGUCAAGAUCAUGAAGCUCAAGAAGGUCAAGAAGAAGAACCGCCUCAAGAAGAGUCCAGACCGACACAACGAGGGAGAGGCACUAUCGGGUGGGUCGCGCACACGCACACGCACACGCACACACACACAGAAAAGACAGUCACCCGCCCUUCUCGCGUCUCUCUUUAUUCUGUGUCAGGUUCGUCCAAGCCCUCUGUGUCACAGCCAUCGUCCUCCCAGCCAACAUCAUCUCCCCCCAAGCCGGCAGCAGAGAAUCCAUCAACCAUGAGUGUGUCUGGGCCGUCGCCCCCGCCCUCCUCGGAGAGACCCCCUCAGCCUCCCGUGCCCUCGUCAGAGAAGAAGUCGGUCUUCUCCCUGCCGCAGAUCAAGCGCAAGGACAAGGACAGCAAAAAGAAAAAGAAACCCACUCCUGUCGUUGCAGUAGCAGCCACAGCCGCCACCACCACCACCACCAGCCACCACCAGGAGCCGGCACGCGUGCCCUCUCCCCCGCCCCCGCCGCCACCCAAGGACACAUCGACCUCCCGUGCCAGCGAUGCAGACCGCACUAAUGACGACCGGGGCCGCGACUCGCCGCGCCGGCAGUUUCCGUGGUCGCGUGAGUCACGUGCAUCACGGACGUCUUAUCCGUGGGAGCGUGACCGUCGCGGGUCGUCCAACCGAUGGGACAAACGGCACAGAGACCGAGACCGGUCGAAAUCUCGCGACAGAGACCGCUACGACCGGCGUUACUCGCGGAGCCCCAGGAGGGAGAGGUCGAGGGGCCGACGGGAUCGUGACGAGAGGAGCCGCGAGAGGGACAUGCGGCGGCGAUCGAGAGACAAGGGGCGGUAUGACAGCAGGGAGAGGGACCGGUCGUGGGACAGGCGUCGUGAUAGCAAAGAGAGGAGCCGUUCGAGGUCAUCGGAUUACCGACGCCGGACACAAGACAGCGGUGGGCCGUCCUCGCCUUCCCAUGCCCCAUACGAGGGCGACAACGACCGAUCAAGACAGAGAGGUAACGCCGCCCACACACACGUGCCGUCUCGGCAUUCCGGCCUCAUUCAUUCAUUGAUGCUUUUGUCAUAUAUCUGUCUGUGUGUGCAGAUGUCUCGGUGGCCCUCGCUCCCUCUCCGACCCAGGAGAUCGCCAGUCUGGUGCAGCAGCUGGCCCAACAGCAGCAGCAGAAACAGCAACAGCAGCGACAGGCUGCUGCUGCAGCCGCCGCGGCGGUCAUCGCUGUUGCGGCAAGCAAGGCGGCCGUAUCGCCUUCUGUGAGUCCUGUCAAUGCACCCCCAUCCCGCAUUCCCGGGCUGUACUCAGCCGUCUCCCACCGAGUGGCGCCUGACGCCGUGUCGCCAUCAGUGAGGGGACAGCCACCACCUCCCCCUCCCCCGCCCCCACCACCGCCUCCCCCUCCACCCCCUCCAGAGGACAAGCGCCCAUAUGGAAGGUGAGUGUGACCACACUCCCGCCGGGCUAACAUGCAUGUGUGGGUAUGUGAUGUGUCCUCAGGGGCAGGCGUGAGAGCUACGGCCCCCGAGGCGGUCGCCACACGCGGCAGCAUGGUGACCAAGGGCCCUCAUCGUGGAACAGACACCACCGAGGGGUGCCGCGCAACCUUCCCAACCUCCAGCAAGUCUACCAGCAGCAGCAGGGGCCCUACCCGCCCCCCCAGCCGUCCCAGCCCCACUUCCCUCCACCUGUAUUGAUUCCACCGCCCUCAGCCCAUCACGCGCCGCUGCGUCGUACCGACUCGGGUGCGUCAACUGGGCGCCGUCGCUCGUACUAUCCUGAGAGGGAGAUGGCUCCUCCCAGCAGCAAGCCGGCCGCCGCUCCGUCGUAUACGAUGCCAGACGAGAGCAAGAUAGCCCGGCUGGCAGCGGCCUUGAGCAAGAGUGGCGGUGACGAGGACGAGGGAGACGAGGAGGAAAUCAUGGGCCCCUCGCCGUCUCCAACACCGGGUGAGCAAAGCAAGCUGCCCUGCCCAUCCACAUGUACUUACUGUGCUGUCGGCAGCCGCAUCGCAUUGAUUGCCAUUGGUACUUUAUUCCGUGUCAGGCUCCGAUGACCCCGCGCCACCUGGUGUGGAGCAGUCCCGGGCCCGGUCAGCUGCUGGCAAGAGCACCAACACAGGCGGCAGUGGCCCUCCCGCCCCGCCAUUCGCCCAGUUCGCAGCCUUGUCCAAGUUGUUUGCGGAGGGCAAGGUUCCCAAGCUGCCUCCCCCCGUGCCGCCUGCCGUCUUGGCGCAGAGCAUCGCCGGCAGCGACGUGGCCAAACAGAUCAACGGACACAACCAAAGCAGCACCGACCUACUCAAGGUGAAGGGCUUGGGGGUGGGCAGGGCAGCCAUGGAACGAACACUGUUGGCGUGAGUAGGUGGUGGAGAUGGAUCUCGGGUGUGGAGAGUUUGUGUGUGUGUGUGUGUGUGCGUGCCUUCAGUUGUUGAAGAUCGCGAAGCUGCUGCCACCGCAGGGCGGGACCGGCGGGGGAGCCAGCAGCAAGACUGGAUGAGCCAAUCCAAUCACUCUGUCAGCCGACACACAAAGGACCGACUGUGUAGACAGACGGGGCGGCUAGCCGGCCGUGCCGUCACACACAUUUUCGCAUCCAUCAUGACUGAAUGGGGCCGGUGUGGUGUGCGUCCAUUCUCGCACGGGUUUUCUGGGUCGGUCGGUUGAUUGGUCUGUCUGUCUGAUGGUGUGGCCGAUGGGCGGAUUGGAGUGACCGUAGGUACGAUGAGUGUGUCUAUUUGCCCAGCGAGCGAGGCUUUUAACAGACCAGCCUGACCGUGACUGUGUCCAUGAGUGCUGCGCAGUUGUGCAACCAAGCAGAAC
Vitrella brassicaformis is the source of this 4001-nucleotide messenger RNA. The record is from the annotation of a GenBank genome assembly. NCBI's taxonomy places the organism in Eukaryota, Vitrellaceae.